CAGGACUCCGGGCAGAGGCACAUCGGGCUGGACUCCGGGCAGAGGCACAUCGGGCUGGACUCCGAGGCACAUCGUGCUGGACUCCGAAUCACCAGGCGGGGCGACAGGCAUCGGGCCCCCAGUCGGAGCGGCGGGCGCCGGACCCCCAGGCGGGGCGACAGGCAUCGGGCCCCCCAGUCGGGCGGCGCGGCGCCGGACCCCCAGGCGGGCAACAGGUCUCGGGCCCCCAGGCAGAGCGACAGGUCUCGGGCCCCCAGGCGGAGCGGCGGGCACCGGACCCCCAGGCGGAGUGACAGGUCUCGGGCCCCCAGGCGGAGCGGCGGGCGCCGGACCCCCAGGCAGAGCGACAGGUCUCGGGCCCCCAGGCGGAGCGGCGGGCGCCGGACCUCCAGGCGGAGCGACAGGUCUCGGGCCCCCAGGCAGAGCGACAGGCACCGAGUCACCAGGCAC
Molecule: messenger RNA, 450 nt
Organism: Staurois parvus
Lineage: Eukaryota; Metazoa; Chordata; Amphibia; Anura; Ranidae
Source: the annotation of a GenBank genome assembly